Molecule: messenger RNA, 6765 nt
Organism: Lucilia cuprina (Australian sheep blowfly)
Lineage: Eukaryota; Metazoa; Arthropoda; Insecta; Diptera; Calliphoridae
Gene: GramD1B
Product: protein Aster-B
Exons: 10
Coding region: 352-3360 (1002 amino acids)
Biological process (GO): intracellular sterol transport
Cellular component (GO): plasma membrane; endoplasmic reticulum membrane; endoplasmic reticulum-plasma membrane contact site
Molecular function (GO): sterol binding; sterol transfer activity
Source: RefSeq, a predicted model, not a curated record
UCAGAUAAAUUUUUUCGCACUGUGCAUUUACUUUCAUCGAAACUCAUUAAUAUCAUAAAUAUUUUUCCAACUAAAAUAUAAAUGAAUAAAUGAAACAAUUUAAGUAAAAUGUUUAAAAUAAAAAAGAUUCAUGAAAAAAGUGUAAACUAAAAAAAUACAAUAGAUUUGUUUGGAUUUAAAGAAAAAUUUGUUAACUGGCAUUUUACAACAUUACACAUGAUGACCAUGUAGUUUAGAAAAAUCAAUGCAGUUGUCAUCAUCACUUUUUGACUACUAAGGGCAAUGUUAUUGUAUGCUUAAUAACAGUCUGGAGGAGUAUACUUCAAGUAUUAAGAAUUUUUAAGUUUUGUCAUGAAUUUUGGUAUAUCACAAAUUACUACUACCACUACUUAUACUAAUACCAGCAAUACUGUAACUACAACGGCGGCAUUAGCAUCUGUUAGCACAGCUACUGUCUCCGAUAGCAUUAGCAAAGAUACCACAACUGAUGUACCGACAGGAACAGAAACUCAAACCUCUAGUAACGUCUCUGAUAAUAUCGGUAAACAAAACUCUACUAGCAAUUCCAUACAUCCUUCGAAAUCAUUUACAACUCCACAAAACUGCUUAGAGAUCUUAACGUCAAUACAAAAUAAAACAGUUCCUAGCGAUUGUGCGUCUACUGCUAAUUAUUUUUCCACGGCUUCCUCCAAUAACUCAUCGCAAAUCUUGCCGACCUCUUCUUCCUCAUCAUUAUUAACAUCUUCGAGUGCAACAAGAUCACCUUUGGAACCAUUAGGUGGUAUACAGUCUAUAAAUAACGAAAACUCUUCAGUUCACAUGGAUGGAAAUGAAGAAAUAAAUAUUUGUUUUUAUUUCGAAAGGAAACUUCUCUUGCCAGAAGAUUUACCAAAACAAAUCAAUUCGACGAUUUCAGACAAUUCUUCUAAUAUCGAAAAUACAAUAAAAUCUACAUUUUCUUCGAUUUCUAAUAGUAUAACUGGUACUGUUGCCUCAUUGAAAAAUGAUAAUUUGACAACUCAACCUGAUUUGAGUCAAUCAAGAGAAUCUUUAAAAUCACAAACAGAGCGAAAUAGUUGCAGCAAUAUUGAGGAAAAUAUUGAGUUAGAUGACAAAGUAAAUGAUUUAAGUCUGAGCGAAAGUAAGAUUUCAAUUAAUUCAGCAAACAUAUUACGUUGUGAUGAGGACUCAUUAAGCAAAUCUAGUGAAAACUCGGGAGAUUUAUUGAGAAACCUUUAUUCAUCUGAUUGUAUUGAUAAAAUAAGAAACGUUACACGUUUGUCAGAACGUGCUAAAAAGAAAUCGUGGUAUAACGUGUUGUAUCCUAACUAUAAGUCACGUUCACAGGAUUUUAAGAAAUUAUUUAAGGAAGUGCCAAAUGAUGAACGCUUGAUUGUUGACUAUUCCUGUGCACUUUAUAGAGAUUUGCUUAUACAGGGACGAUUGUAUAUAUCACAAAACUACGUUUGUUUUCAUGCCAACAUUUUGGGUUGGGAAACUUGUUUGAUUAUCAAGUGGAAAGACGUAACGUCGAUAACCAAAGAGAAAACGGCGCUUGUUAUACCAAACGCCAUAUCAAUUUGUACACCAAAAGAAAAAUACUUUUUUUCGUCAUUCACCACGCGCGAUAAAACAUUUUUAAUACUUUUUCGAGUAUGGCAAAAUACGUUAAUGAAUAAACCCAUGCCAGCACAGGAGAUAUGGCAAUUAGUACACAAUUAUUAUGGUGAUGAAUUAGGUCUUACGACAGAUGACGAAGAUUAUAUAGAUCCAACUGUUGAGGAUCGAGACGACAGCACUUCAAAUAUAGACUUUGUAUCUGCCAUAGAUGAUACCAAUUCAUUGAGUGUUUACCAAGAGGCUAUAGUAGGGUCCAGUUCAAAUAUUUACCAAGCAAUUGAUAGUAGUAGCGGAAAUAGUGCUUCUAAUAAUAACAGCGGAAAUAAUAGUGCCAGUAGUGGUGAUUGUAUAAACUCAAAAAUAAUGAAGUCAAAUGCUAAAGAAUUAACAUUGAUCUCAGCAAAACCAGAAGAUGGUUUCGCAUCAAAUUCUCAAACACAGCAAACUUCUGCUACAAGUGGCGGCAGCGGUAGUGGGAGCGCAGUUACCGGUAGUCAUAGUGCAAAUGUUUCAAAAGAAUCAAAACAUAAUACUUCAACAUUCGAUUCAAAACGUAAAGUGUCAAAAAAUAAUCGACAACGAGAAGAAAACACAAGUAAAAAUUCAGAAACUCUACCAACCGAUAUAUCGGAUUCCAGCGAUUCAGAAGAAAAUAAUAUUCCAUUCGUAGCCACAGCUGAAUGUAAUUCCCCUCACGAAGGCCGCCAAUUGGUUCAUACAAUACUACCGAUCAAUAUAGAAACAUUGUUUAAUUUAUUGUUUUCUAAGUCGAAAUUUUUGCUAGAUUUUCAUGCAAUGCGAAAGUCAACGGAUUUGGUUUUUGGCGAAUGGAUAACAAAUGAAGAUGGUCAAAAAACACGUACUUUUAAUGUGACUGUACAGUUGGCCGCUUCGGUUGGUCCAAAAACGUCCAAGGUUACGGAAUUUCAAGUGAUGCGAGAUUGCAGUAAACCUGGUGAACUUUAUUCCAUUGAUAUAAAUAACGUCAAUGCUGGCAUUCCAUAUGCAGAUAGUUUUAGCGUUUUAGUACAUUACUGUCUGGUUAAGACUGUAGAUGAUCACACAAUGCUUUCGGUUCACGCCCAAAUCAAAUAUAAAAAAUCUAUUUGGGGUGUUGUUAAAGGUUUCAUAGAGAAAAAUACUUGGGCUGGCCUAGAUGAUUUCUACACAUCGCUAUUGCAUUCAUUACAAAGCGAAACAUGCAUCCCACCGGCCAAGGGCAAAGGAAGACGUCCACGCAGGGGCACUGCUACUCAAAUACGUCCACUGGAAGAGAUGCCUAUAUUGCCAACAAAACCUGAGCCAGCUGACCACAGUGGUAUUGCACAAACUAUUUCUACACGCCAUCCAAUCGACAGUCCUGUUGUAGCAGUUGAAGCAACUACAAAAUUCAGGUGGCUGUCACUGUUUGUUCUUGUUCUCUUAUGUUUCCUCAUAAUUGUUAAUGUCAUAUUAUUGCUUAAAUUAUGGAAAUUAGAGGAGCGCAUUGAUGAAGACAUGUCCGCUAGAGCACGUAUGCCAAAUUUAUCGGCUCUAAAGCAAUUACCUAAUAAUCAUGAAGAUUGGAUUGAAUUGUUGCGUCAACAGGAAAUUUUACACGAAACCGAAUUGAAAAAGUGGCACACAGUAUUGCAGACCGCAAUUGAAUUGUUAAAAAAGGUGAGCGUUGUUUGUCAAAAUAUGUUUCACAAUGACGAUAAACUAACUCAACAGAUCGAUCAAAUCAGUGAUGAACUUUAAUUCGCAAAGUAUGAUUAAAAAAUUCAAAACAAAUUUUAUAGAAAAUUUUUUAAACUACAACAAUUGCAAAACAAUCAAUCAAAAGAUGAAAAUUUUGUCUUUUUACAGUCUCGAUAUUUUAAAAAUAUUUUAAUCUGCAUUUGAAAUUGAAUCUGCAAAUACAUUUACAUAUAUUUAUAUUGCGAAAGUCACCUAUCGCCCAAACAAAUUAAUAUUUAUGUUUUUAUUAUCCUUAGUUUUUGUAAUUUUUGUUAUGUAUAAAACGUUUUACUUAAUCUAGUUUAAUACUCGAGAACAUAUUAGAAAAAUUAUGUCAAAAAACUAAUAUGGAACUUUGAAUUUUCAAUAAAUCUUCAAAAAUUAAUUUUAAUUAAUUUUUAAUUUAAUCAAAUGAUUGGAGAUCAUUAGAACCAAUGCACAUUGGAAGAUUCGACAACUGUUUUUAUUUGUUUUUUUUUUUAUUUUUCUAAUUUAUUUGAAAUAUUUUUCAGAAAUAGUUUUUAUUUAUAUUAUUUUCCUUAAAUAUAUACAUAUAUGUUAAAAAUAUCAUCCAAAUGUACGAUAGAUGGAACCAUUGAAACAUCGUUUUUAAUUCAUUAAGCUUUUAUUUUCUAAUUUAAUUUCAAUCAUUUUAUUUACCAGCCAAUUACUUGAGUUUAAUCAGGGUUUCAAGUGGUUUGGUUUAGUUAAACCAUGCAUAAUUUUAAUAUUAGCGUCUUAUUGGAGUCAUUUUUCGAAUCAUAAAAUCAAUGCAAAUUGGAAGAUUCGAACACGAUGUAUCAUUAGUUCGGGCAAGCUAUUUGUUUUUUAGAUGUUUUCAAAUUUAUUUGAAAUAUUUUCUAGCAAUUCAUUUAUUUUUAUAAACAUUUAUAUUGAUGGUUUUCGCAUCAGUUUUCCUCAUUCCCAAUUUCUACCCACAUUAACACAGAAAAAAUUAAUUCAUAUCUGGAAUGAAUUUGGUAAUAAAUAUUAUGAAUCGAACAUAACUUCUUUUCCAAACCAUUUUCAUUCAGAAUAUUAAAAGUUCAUAUUUAUUUAAGUUCGAUAUUUAUUAAAAAAAAAUUGCAAAAUAAGUCCAUUAUCUACUAAUAUAUCUCUCUAUUUAGCCGAUAGUAAUCUUAUAUUAGCAAAUUUUGAAAAUUAAAAUCUUGAACAACAAAACAUCAGUAAAGCAUCUAUUCUUCAUAACAUUCGGUCAAUUUCGCAAACAUUUCAUCGAUUUUAAUCUGAAAAUCAUAAAAAAAUCCAAAGAAAAUUUCAAAAAUUUUUAACAAAAGAAGAAAUAUAAUUUAAAUUUGAAAUAUUUUAAGUCAAGGCUUCUAGAUUUUGUUUGAAUAAAUUUAUAUGAAAAAAUUCAUACAAUUUAGGAACUUAUUCUUAAAUACUAUUAAAUAUGGCAAUGAAUGGAGUUCAUAAUAUUUAUGCUGAAACUUUUUUCUGUGAAAUUGGGAAACAAAAUUAUGAUCGAAUCUUUAAAAACAACUUUUAAAGGUUUAUUUGAACUUAAGUUAUGUUGAACUUAACUACUUUAAAUAAAUUUUUGGUAAUUUGUUGUUGAAGUAGAAUUUCACCACAAAUAACAUACUUGAAGUACUUCCAAUUUUGGUGAAAAAUCUAUCAAUUUUACAUUAGCGUGUAAUUGGAGGGAUGUUGUUGUUUUUGACAACUAUGAACUACAUCUAAUCUUAUUCAUAGAUGCAAUAAAAAUCCAAUAUUUGGAUGUCAAAAAUAUACCGAAUUCGUUGAAUGACAUUCUUAUGUUAAUUUCAUUGGUUUUUCACCAAAGUUUGAUGUACUUCAAAUAUGUUUUUUGUAGUGACUUUCCUCACUUUUAACUGGAUUUUUAUUUGUAAGGAAAUAUUUGGUUUAUAAAAGCGAAAAAUAUAUAAUCGCAUUUUUAGAUGUGAUAAAGAUGUAGUUUGAAAAGUAUGAUAUCAAUUAUUUUUUGUUGGGUAUAUUAAUUUGUCCAAAUGAAACCUAAAAGUUCUUGACUUGAAUAAGUUUUAUCGUACAAAAGUCCAUUGCUGAUUUGAUGUGAUUAUAUAUUAUAUUUGUUUUUGCAAUUUUCUAAAACAAAAGUGAGAAUCACACAGAUAUAGAAAAUAAAUAAAAAAUAAAAUAAAAAAUAAAAGAAAAAAUAUUUGUAAGUGUGUUGUGCCGACAGACAAAAUAUUAUUUUUUUAAUAUAUAAUUAUUUGUUUUUUUUUGUUUUGUUUUAAAAUUGUUUUUAUUAUUUUAUUUUUCUUUUAUAUCUCUUUUAUCAUUUCAGACUGAAAGAACUUUGGCCGAACUAAUGUUUCGCUAAUAUACAUAUUUCCACCUAUAGAAUAAGUUUUUAUUUUUUGUUUGCUUUUAUUGAUUAAUUAUUUAUUUUUAUUAUUUUGUUAUUGUUUUGCUAAAUCAAACAUAUUUUAAUAGACAAAUUAGAAAAUAUGUACCUACGUACAUACAUAUAUGUAUGUAUGUACAGAUUAAUAGAAAUAUUUGUAAUAAAUGUAAAACGAUUGUUCUUCCUCUUCUUCAUAUUUCUCCUAUUAAUGGUGCAUUUUUAUUUUGUUCUAAAUUAAACUUUUUCUUAUACAUUUAAUUUUAUACAUUUCAAUGUUAAAAACAAAACCCAUAGUGAGUAGUAAUUAUGUGAUUUUUUGUUUAAAUAUGUAAUUAGCUGCAAGUAGAAUAUAUGUAUGUAGUUUUUAACUAAUAAUUAUAUUUAUUAUUAUGUAUUAAUACUAAUUUUGUUGUUGUGUUUUUAUUUUUGUGCGCUUAAGGUGUUUAAGCUAAUAGUUGCAAUAAACAUAAAUACAUAAAUACUGAAAAAUGCCUCAGAGUGUAAACAUUUCUUGUCAGUAGAAAAUUUAUUUUAAAACAAAUGUAUAUUUAAUUUUGUAUAUAAUAACAAUUGUUUAUAUAUUUUGAUAUAUUGUUACCAUAGUUUUACUAUUACAAUUAUUUUGUCUGUCUUAGCAGCACACGAAUUAUUUACUGUCAAACAUUAUGAAUAAUAACAACUAAUAUUUUUGUAAAAAAAGAUUUUUAAUAAAACUAUUUUUAAAAUAAGAAAAAAAAAACUAAGUAGAAACCAAAUUGUUAAUAACCAUUGAAAAAUUUAGAAUUUGAAUAAUAAAAAAAUUCGAAUACAUAAAUGUAUUUCUUUAUCAACUAAAUAUAAUUAAAAAGAAAGGGUGUAUUGUAUGUCUGUUACCAAUAGUAUUUAUCGUACAAGUAGAUAUGUAUUGUAAAUUAAGAAGGAAAUUCCUUAUUUCCCAAUAAAUAAAUGUAAAAAUUUAAUUGUAAAGCAUUUGAGAAUAUGUAUGUAUUUUAAUUGAUAAUAAAUAAACAAUAAUUUAGUCAAAAUAAAGCUUUGCAGCAUCAAGUGAAUAAAAAUAAAUUGUAUUUCAAUGAUAA